GCAACCCUCACUGUUGUGUGGGUAUUAACGGGCUUCUCUUGUACGAUGGUCGUUGCGAGAGCCAUCACCAAAGCUAUCAGAGCUUCCGCUAUUCUUGUGGAGGACUAUUUAAUGCUCGUCUCGAUGAUCUUGGCGAUCUUGUUCGGAGUCUUUACGAGCUUAUUAUGCAGUCUUCCUCUUGGACGGCUCCAGCCGGGAUUGAGUUCCUACCCUGCACCACAAUUCGCCAGGGCUCUGUAUAUCAGCCAUGCCCUUGGGUUCAUGGCUCCACUCUUCGGACGUAUAUCAUUCUGUCUCUACAUGUUACGGAUCCUUGACAUAUCGCUUUUGACCAAGCUCGCUAUGCGGGCUUUGAUCGUACUGCAACUCGUUGUGAAUUUGAUGAUGACGGUCCUGGUCUUUACUCAGUGUGGCAGCUUCGAGGCACUAUGGAAGCACGGUCUGAAGCCAGGAGUACCUUCAUGCAUUCGUCACGAUGUGCUGAGGGUGAUUGCUUUAUCUGUGGUGACAUUCAACGCCCUAACCGAUCUUUACAUGACUAUACUACCAACAGUGGUAGUCUGGAAGAUUCAAGCGAUGACUGCACGCAAGAAAUGUGGCAUUGCUGUCGUACUCGGUCUAAGCUUCUUUGCGACCAUCGCUAGCAUCUGCAAGAUAUAUUAUGUCAAUGCUCUAUACACCACGCAAUAUGUCUUGCCGAUUGCAGAGCGCUUGAUGAUUGUCAUGGGCGCUGAGAUCAAUACUCUCAUCAUCGCUGCUUCGCUGCCCAUCCUAGGACCAUUAUUCCUACAUCGCUUCAGUCGUGCU
Molecule: messenger RNA, 807 nt
Organism: Aureobasidium melanogenum CBS 110374
Lineage: Eukaryota; Fungi; Ascomycota; Dothideomycetes; Dothideales; Saccotheciaceae
Exons: 2
Source: RefSeq, a predicted model, not a curated record